Messenger RNA from Drosophila bipectinata, 454 nucleotides. Its product is annotated as V-type proton ATPase subunit e-like. The record is from RefSeq and is a predicted model, not a curated record. Gene Ontology annotation, molecular function: proton-transporting ATPase activity, rotational mechanism. Lineage: Eukaryota; Metazoa; Arthropoda; Insecta; Diptera; Drosophilidae. Gene Ontology annotation, biological process: proton transmembrane transport. Gene Ontology annotation, cellular component: proton-transporting V-type ATPase, V0 domain; plasma membrane proton-transporting V-type ATPase complex.
GUCCACCCUUUUAUUUUUUAUUUUGCCUUAAACCACACACAGCAGUUUCUUUAAGCCUGCAAAAUGGUUUCCGGGUGGGUGCCACCGAUCGUUAUCACCAGCAUUUGGGCUUUCAUUGGCAUCAUCUGUCCUUUCUUCGCUCGAGGCCUCAACAAGGGGGUGACUCAGUGCUGCCUUAUGCUGACCGCUGUCACCUGCUGGUUGUUCUGGUUCUGCUGUUACAUGACCCAGCUGAACUCUCUGAUCGGCCCCAAACUCUCCAUGAACGAAAUCAUGAUUAUGGCCAGGGAGUGGGGGAACCCCAUUAAGGACACAAUGGAUGUCGCCGUUUAAUCGUUUUCAUAUCACCUGUUUUGUUAUCGUUUACCUUGAAUGCUUUUGCAUUCUGUAUUAUUAGUUUCGAUUUAAUUGUCGAAGCAUAAAAUAAAUUGUAUCAAAGUUAUAGAAAACAAAA